Molecule: messenger RNA, 4146 nt
Organism: Anguilla anguilla (European eel)
Lineage: Eukaryota; Metazoa; Chordata; Actinopteri; Anguilliformes; Anguillidae
Product: atrial natriuretic peptide receptor 1-like
Exons: 22
Coding region: 770-4021 (1083 amino acids)
Biological process (GO): protein phosphorylation; cGMP biosynthetic process; receptor guanylyl cyclase signaling pathway
Cellular component (GO): membrane
Molecular function (GO): guanylate cyclase activity; ATP binding; peptide receptor activity
Source: RefSeq, a predicted model, not a curated record
CCCACCCCACCGCCUCGUCAGCAUCACCUCUGUUUGAAGGGAUUCUUCUGCUCUAGCUGCUGGAGGGAAGCAGGUUUGGGAUGGGUCUGAUUUCGGGGUCCAGGUAACCCAGCCCUGUGAACACCCCCCCCCCCACCCCCACCCCAAAGAGUGCUCAGCAAUGUCCACUUUUGAACUUACCGGCGGAGUUUUGAUUUCGACGUAGAGUCCGGAAAUAAAAGCGCAAAACAGACUGAAGGUUUUUUUUCUCUCUUGCCUCUGGACUGUAAAGUAACUGCUCCUUCUCCACAUUAUAGAAAAGUUUGUGUCUGAAAUCCUUGGAUUGUCCCAUCCAGCGUUUGUUCUUCUGGUGGAGUUGUAUUUAAUUUUUUUGGAGGGGGGGGUGGGGGGCGGGGGGGAGAGGUUCCACGUCUACCAAAGCGUACGGAUUCCUCGCCGCACCGCGAGUUGGAACUUUUGGAGGAAGACACCUUGCCCUUCGUCUCUUCCUGUUGUCUGCGCACCUGGCCUCCGACUUGGACCUGCUCCGGGUUCGGCCACAGAACCCCCGAUCCCCUUCUCCCCCGACUGCGCUGGGGUCAUCCACUGUCUGCUUCUCCCGGUAGAAAAAUCCGGCAACCCAGCAACAGCAGGGAAGUCUCCUGCACCUCUCCAGACUUCAGCUGGACCCCCCCCCCCCCCCCCCGCCCCCCACACUGGCAUGCAGGACACCUCUGUUUAAAGCUCACCUAGAUUACACUCGAACCCGAGUCGGGGGAGCGGCCGGAGGAUGGGUCGCUCUCGCUGUUUGGGAACGGGGAGGCCGCCGCCACCGCCGCUGCUGCUACUGCUGCUGGCGUUCCUGCUGAGCUGGUGGGCGGGGCUCGCGCCGGCCACGCCCCCCACCAGGGAGAAGCAGGAAGUGGUCCUGGCGGUCGUCCUGCCGCGCAACAACACGGCGUACCCGUGGUCCUGGCCGCGCGUGGGGCCCGCGCUGCGCCGGGCGCUGGCCCGCAUCAACGCCGACCCCGCCCUGCUGCCCGCGCACCGCCUGCGCUACGUCUUCGCCAACAGCGAGAACGAGGCGGGCAUCUGCUCCGAGUCGGUGGCCCCGCUGGUGGCCGUCGACCUCAAGUUCUCCCACGACCCCUGGGCCUUCGUGGGGCCCGGCUGCGACUACGCCUCCUCCUCCGUGGGCCUCUUCACCACGCACUGGGGGCUGCCCAUGGUGACGGCCGGCGCCCCCGCCGUCGGCUUCUCCGGCACCGACGUCUACGACUCCAUCACCAACACGGGCCCCACGCACAAGAAGCUGGGCCAGUUCGCCGUGCACCUCCAGCGCCACUUCGGCUGGCGGAACCACGCCCUGCUGAUGUUCUGCGACAACAAGGUGGACGACCGGCCGUGCUACUUCGCCACCGAGGGGCUGUACGAGGGGCUGAUCCGCGAGAACAUCACCACCGCCGACCUGGUGCUCAACGAGCAGGCCGGGCCCCUCCCCUUCGACACCUUCCUCCAGGACAUCAAGCAGAGCGGGCGCGUGGUGUACGUGUGCUGUGCGUGGGACACGUUUCGGGACCUGAUGGUGCACUUCCGGAAGGAGGGCCUGCCGCAGGAGGAGUACGUCUUCUUCUACAUCGACGUGUUCGGACGCAGUCUGGUCACCCAGCUGCCCCGCCCCUGGGCCAAGGGGGACGCCAAUGACUCCAUCGCCAAGGAAGCCUUUCGGAGCGUGAAGAUAUUGACCUACAGGGAGCCACAGAACCCCGAGUACAAGGAGUUUGUUUCGGACCUGAAGGCCGACGCAAAAGAGCUCUUCAACUUCACGGUGGAGGACUCGCUGAUGAACUUGAUCUCGGGGGGCUUCUACGAUGGGGUGAUGCUGUACGCCCAGGCCCUGAAUGAAACCCUCGCUCUAAGUGGGGGCGGGGUACCCCCAGGGAAGGACAUCACCAAGAGGAUGUGGAACCGCACCUACCAUGGAGUGACGGGGCUGGUGAAGAUCGAUGAGAAUGGGGAUCGGGAGAUAGACUUUGCGCUGUGGGAUAUGACUGAUGCUGAAUCUGGAGUCUUCCAGGUAGUGCUGGUGUACAACGGGACCCUGAAGCAGAUGGUGUCCCUGCCUGGGAUGAAGGUCCAGUGGCCGGGAGGAUCUGUUCCCCCCGACGUACCUCUCUGCGGCUUCAAGAACGACAACCCAAUCUGCCUAGCCCAGACCGUCACGGUGCACCAGAUGAUCGUUGUGGUGAUAUGCUUCAUCUUUGUCAUCAUCAUCACCGUCGCCAUCUUCAUAUACAGGAAGUUGAAGUUGGAGAACGAGCUCGCUGCCCAGCUAUGGAGGGUAAACUUUGAGGAUAUUCAGAUGAGUAACCUGGAGAAGAUGCUGCACCGAGCCUGCAGUAAACUUACCCUGUCCAUGAGGGGGUCUAAUUAUGGCUCACUCCUGACUAUGGAGGGAAACUUCCAGAUCUUUGCCAAGACCGGCUACUACAAGGGGAAUAUCGCUGCCAUAAAGUACGUGAACAAGAAGCGCAUCGAGCUGACCAGGAAGGUCCUCUUCGAGCUGAAGCACAUGCGAGACGUCCAAAACGAGCACCUAACUCGCUUCAUCGGAGCCUGUAUCGACCCCCCCAACAUCUGCAUUAUCACCGAGUACUGUCCUCGAGGGAGUCUGCAGGACAUUAUGGAGAAUGAAAGCAUCACCUUGGACUGGAUGUUCCGAUACUCUCUCAUCAAUGACAUCGUCAAGGGCAUGGCCUUCCUCCACAACAGCGUGAUCGUUUCCCACGGCAACCUGAAGUCCUCCAACUGCGUGGUGGACAGUCGCUUCGUGCUGAAGAUCACGGACUACGGGCUGGCCAGCUUCCGCGGCGAGGCCGACUCUGAGGACGCCCAUACCUUCUACGCCCGAAAGCUGUGGACAGCCCCGGAGCUGCUGAGGCAGGAGUGCCCCCCUCCCUGCGGGACGCAGAAGGGCGAUGUGUACAGUUUCGGGAUCAUACUGCAGGAAGUGGCACUGCGCAAGGGCGUCUUCUACCUGGAGGGGGAGCCACUGAGUCCUAAAGAGAUCAUAGACCGCGUGGCGCUGGGGGAGUGGCCCUACCUGCGGCCGGCCGUCAGCCCUCAGAGCCACAGCGAGGAGCUGGGCCAGCUGAUGCAGCGCUGCUGGGCCGAGGACCUGGCCGAGAGGCCCGACUUCAGCCACGUCAAGAUCCUGCUGCACAAGCAGAACGGAAGUUCCAGCUCCAACAUCCUGGAUAACCUGCUGUCCCGCAUGGAGCAGUACGCCAACAACCUGGAGGAGCUGGUGGAGGACCGCACCCAAGCUUACCUGGAGGAGAAGCGCAAAGCUGAGGCGCUGUUAUACCAGAUCCUGCCCCACUCGGUGGCGGAGCAGCUGAAGAGGGGGGAGACUGUGCAGGCGGAGGCCUUCGACUCCGUCACCAUCUACUUCAGCGACAUCGUGGGGUUCACCGCCAUCUCUGCCGAGAGCACCCCCAUGCAGGUGGUGACUCUGCUGAAUGACCUGUACACCUGCUUUGACGCCAUCAUUGACAACUUUGACGUCUACAAGGUGGAGACGAUCGGCGACGCCUACAUGGUGGUGUCGGGGCUGCCGGUGCGGAACGGGAAGCUGCACGGGCGGGAGAUCGCCCGCAUGUCGCUGGCGCUGCUCAAGGCCGUGCGCUCCUUCAGGAUCCGCCACCGGCCCGAGCAGCAGCUCCGACUGAGGAGCGGCAUUCACAGCGGCCCAGUCUGUGCAGGUGUAGUGGGGCUGAAGAUGCCGCGGUUCUGUCUGUUUGGAGACACUGUCAACACCGCCUCCCGCAUGGAGUCCAACGGCGAAGCGCUGAGAAUCCACGUGUCUGAAGCCACUCGCUCGGUGCUGGAGGAGUUUAACUGCUUCCAGCUGGAGCUUCGCGGGGAGGUGGAGAUGAAGGGGAAGGGGCGGCUCAGGACCUACUGGUUGCUCGGAGAGAGCACAGCGACUGCGCAGGGGGGCAACGGUGACAACGCCGGAGAGAAGCAGGGGGUGGAGUAAAGGACGAAGUGAGGACAAGCCGCACGCCUGGAAAAAAAAUGAAACGACACACCCCCCAGUAAUCACGCUCUAUGUAGUCAGCGGUGUCUCAGACAAACGGAGGCUGUCUGUAGAGUGCCACUCCC